Messenger RNA from Striga hermonthica, 1581 nucleotides. Lineage: Eukaryota; Viridiplantae; Streptophyta; Magnoliopsida; Lamiales; Orobanchaceae. The record is from the annotation of a GenBank genome assembly.
AUGCGUCGUGUCGCGGAGGUAGUGUCACGGUGCGGGGAGGCCAUCUGCCACGGCGCGGGGAGUAUCGCGAGCGCGGCGCUGGGCGUAGAGUGCAGCAGAUGCCGCGGCGUGACGGAGUGGAGUGUCGCGGCCCGACGCUGGAUGAAAAUGGUGGUUGGGAGGUGGACGGAAUGUAGGGGCGAUCUGUUGGCGGAGGGCGCCAAAUCCGUGAGGCUUCGGCUGAAGGAUCGUUUCAGGGUGGCUGCGGUGGACUACCGCCGCUCCCGGUGUAUGGGUUUCUCCGGCGGCGGCUACUUCUCCUCCACGGUCCAUCGCUGGCUCGAUCGGUUCUCUGAAUUUCGCCACGGUUCUCUGCCGUCCGCUUCAACGUUUUACCGCAAAAAAGUGAGUAAGGAUAUUGAUGCAGAAGACGAUUCAGUCUUGACCCGUAUGCUCCAGGCUGUUGCUGUUCCUGUGAUUGGUAAUGUUUGCCAUGUUUUUAUGCACGGGCUCAACCGCAUUCAGAUUUUUGGUGCAGAGAAAUUGGAACAUGCGCUGCUGCACAGGCCAGAGAACAAGCCUCUCCUUACGGUUAGCAAUCAUGUCGCAGCUAUGGAUGACCCUUUGGUUAUUGCUUCCCUUCUCCCUCGUAGUAUGCUGUUAGAUGCCAAAGGUUUGAGAUGGACCCUCUGCGCAUCUGAUCGAUGCUUUAAAAAUCCAGUUACGUCCGCAUUCUUCAAGUACGUGAAAGUGCUGCCAGUUUCUCGUGGAGAAGGGAUAUAUCAAAAGGGAAUGGACUUGGCUAUUUCCAAACUGAACCGCGGUGGCUGGGUUCACAUAUUUCCUGAAGGCAGCCGUUCUCGAGAUGGUGGGAAAACUAUGGGAGCUGCCAAGAGAGGCAUCGGAAGGUUGGUCCUGGAUGCUGACAAUGUACCCAUUGUUGUUCCUUUUGUGCAUACCGGGAUGCAAGAGGUCAUGCCCGUUGGAGCCAAGUUUCCUAGGGUUGGCAAAACGGUAACUAUACUUGUUGGUGACCCCAUUGGUUUUGACGACUUAAUCAAUGAAGAGCCUCAGAAAAACAUAUCAAGAGGAAAACUCUACGACGCGGUCUCGGCUAGAAUUGGCAAUCGCCUCCAAAAGCUGAAGCUGCAAGUUGAAGUUUUAGCCCUUGAGCAAGCACAAUUAUUGCAAAAAUACCCUCCAUCACGUCUCACUGAGCGAGCAGCUCAUCUUUUGCAAAGCGUUGACUGGGAGUCACUCGGGAUGGGUAGCUACCUAAGCAUGAAUGAGAACUCGUCUAGCCAAGACACGUUGCGCGAACGGGAAGUUUCUCAACUCUAUCCUCAAGGAAGCAGGUGCGUGGACCAAUGCUCUAGAGUUGGCUUUUCUAGUCAAGGUGGGUUGGUAUCAAGGGUAAAAGGCUAUAUGGACUCGACCGAACCAAUGAUUUUUUCGGCAAGAGGUUUAUUCACGAAUCAUAGAACAAAUGCGUAUUUUUUUAGUCUGCAUAGAGUUAGUCCUUUGAAGGUGUGGAAUAAAUUCUGGAAGUCGAUGUCUGGAGGGGACCACUUCCCUCUUGACUCACUUCUGGCUGAGGCAUGA